Messenger RNA from Aphanomyces astaci, 899 nucleotides. RefSeq lists its product as hypothetical. Bases 65 to 793 code for a protein of 242 amino acids. The transcript has 4 exons. Lineage: Eukaryota; Oomycota; Saprolegniomycetes; Saprolegniales; Verrucalvaceae. The record is from RefSeq and is a predicted model, not a curated record.
UUCGAAGUCAUUUAAGCAAACGGCGGCAACCUUUACACAUUCCCAAUCUUGCAGUGUGUUGAAGAUGCUAGUUGUGUGCUUAGAAGGAUGCCACGGAAGCGGCAAGACCUCGCUGUGCAACGAGUUUGCGGCAAAUGGGUUCCGCAUCUUGGACGAGAACUUCCUCGACAUGCCAGCGCACUCGCUGCAUCCGCAGUCCCUGUUCAUGGAGACGAAGUGGGUGUGCUCCUGGUUUGACCGCGUGCUGCAGUUAUCUCACAAACCCAACACCCAGCGCCAAGUGUUCUUUGCCGACCGAUCCCCGUUCAGUGCUGUGUUCUACGCCGCGCACGGCAAGUUGCUCGAACCCCUCAUUCGUGCCCAGAUGGAUGAAGUGUCCAAGUUCGCCGACAUCGAAUUCGUUACGCUGCAUGUGAACGUCGAGCGCGAGCUUUUGUGGCGCCGCAUCCAACGGCGAUUGCAAGAUGAGCCCGAGCGCAUUCGAUACAUGGAGCACAAGCGAUCCAAGAUGGAAGAUUGCUUGGCGUUCUACAACGCAUUCCCAUGGGACAUGCAUGUCGUGAACGACGCCCGAUCGUUGCCUGUCCUCGCGGAACAAAUCAUCUCAUCGGUGGCCCACAAGAGCCAUACAAUGCGCGUCUACCUUGAGCGUAUGGUCCAGUCCAAGGACUUUUGCAUGGAGACGGACAGCGACUGCGACAGCGAAACCACCAUGAGCUGCGACGACUCUCCCUUGAAGGCCAAGUUGGCAUCAGUCGAAGAUUCGUCGCCCAUUCCCAUGCACUUUGAGUAAACCACUCAAAGCAUACCGGUAUCAUGGUGGGUGUUAGGUAGAAACAAACAAACCCAAGCCUUCAGGCUCAUUUAUUAAUCUAUUCCGUAUUGUCAUACAUCGGCUA